CAAGCGCUCAGUGACCUCCAUCAGAGUACGAUGCUACUUGAUCGUUGUCCUCACUGGCGCUACUUACAAACGUUUGACUGUCGCGCCUCACGGUAUUUUACUUUGUACGUUUAAAGGAAUAGAGUUUUAAGUCCCGUAUGGUUUAUACAGUUUCAAUGGUUUUAUCUAGGAAAUUGUCCAGUGAUUAGUUCGCUGCCAAUGAGGCGGUUUUAGACUGUCUAGUGUUCUUCACUAGUCCCUGAAACCUCUACUAUUGUCAGCCGAAUCGAAAAGCAUCUGUUGGAUUGUGUCAGUGGUCCCAUCUGCAUAUUACACAAAUAAAUGUUAAAUGGAUAAACUUUCAGACUCACUUCAGCGUGAUAUCAACAAAUUACAAACCGAUUACCACAAAGCCAUUGAAAAAGAAUUAGGUAACCUGGAUAUUGCUUAUCUCCGCAAAAUACAGGCAAAUUACUUUCAAUGUGGUUUAAAGUGCUGUGAAGAUCCUGAUGCCUCUAUUACUGAAGUGCAGCAUUGCGUAGAAAGGUGCGAAGUCCCGUUAAGUAAAGCACAUGAAAUAAUGCAAUCUGAGGUCUCCUCGUUCCAGGCAAGAUUACAACUGUGUGCUUCUGAGUGCGCCAAUCAAGCGCGGGACAAGUUACCUUCAAAUGCAACUGAGUCACAGGUGAAGAAUGCUCAACGUGAAAUACUAGCAUGUUCCCAAAAAUGCGUGGACAAUCAACUAUCAAAGGGGCUUCCAGCCCUUAUUAUUCGACUAAAAGAUCAAUUGCAAAAGUUGAAGCAAAAUCAAAUUCAUAUCGCAAAUUAGUUUGUGUAAUAUAAGUAAUAAAACUAAAACCUUUUUAGCAAAUGAAUUGUAUAGACCAGUUUCUUCAUUUUUAAUGUCACAUACAAGUUUGGUACUCGUGG
Molecule: messenger RNA, 909 nt
Organism: Schistosoma bovis
Lineage: Eukaryota; Metazoa; Platyhelminthes; Trematoda; Strigeidida; Schistosomatidae
Source: the annotation of a GenBank genome assembly